AUGUUUUCAUGGACUUGCGACCUGCUCAGGGUGUACCCCGCCACACCCACAAUCGUAGCUGGAUAUGGGCACCAGCCCAUUCACACCCAACUCAUCACAGAGAAGAGCACUAAGACGAGAGACUUGGACCCCCAGGAAUCUAAAGGACCUAAAGCUGUAAUCUCCAUAAAGGACCUGAACGCCACCUUCCAGCCUCAGAAAAUUGAUCAUCCUAACGGGCUGCAGAUCACCUUCCAGACAGCUGAUAAAACCAGGAACCUCUUUGUUUAUCACGAGAGUUCAGAGGAAAUAGUUGCGUGGUACAACGCCAUUCGAGCUGUGCGCUAUGCAUACCUGAAGACAGCCUACCCGACCGGUAGAGAUGAAGAGCUGGUGCCAAAGAUAACAAGAAACUUCCUUAAAGAGGGAUACAUGGAAAAGACAGGGCCGCUGCAAAAGGAGCCUUUCAAAAGGAGGUGGUUCAGUUUGGACUCGCAAAACAGGAAGUUGCUCUACUUCAAAAACCAACUGGAUGCUGAGGAGUUGGGGGUCAUUUUCAUCGGCACAGAGAGCAACAGUUACUCUGUUGAGACGUUUGUCCCCAAGCACGCUCGGAGGAACAAGUGGAAGUUUGGCAUCAGGGUGGAGACGCCUGAGCGUCCGUUCAUAUUAAUGUGUGAGCAGGAGAGGGAGCAGAGAGAGUGGGUGGACGCCCUGAAGAAGGUGCUGUCCAGGCCCAUGUCACCUCAGGAUAUUGCUGGUGAGCGAAGGCUCUGA
Messenger RNA from Nematolebias whitei (Rio pearlfish), 756 nucleotides. Its product is annotated as arf-GAP with dual PH domain-containing protein 2. Gene Ontology annotation, cellular component: intracellular membrane-bounded organelle; plasma membrane. Gene Ontology annotation, molecular function: GTPase activator activity; phosphatidylinositol bisphosphate binding. The coding region runs from base 1 to 756 and encodes 251 amino acids. NCBI's taxonomy places the organism in Eukaryota, Metazoa, Chordata, Actinopteri, Cyprinodontiformes, Rivulidae. Gene Ontology annotation, biological process: positive regulation of GTPase activity. The transcript has 7 exons. The record is from RefSeq and is a predicted model, not a curated record.